Puccinia triticina is the source of this 1272-nucleotide messenger RNA. RefSeq lists its product as uncharacterized. NCBI's taxonomy places the organism in Eukaryota, Fungi, Basidiomycota, Pucciniomycetes, Pucciniales, Pucciniaceae. The record is from RefSeq and is a predicted model, not a curated record. Gene Ontology annotation, cellular component: cytoplasm. The transcript has 5 exons. Gene Ontology annotation, biological process: ribosome disassembly; RNA surveillance; nuclear-transcribed mRNA catabolic process, non-stop decay. Bases 1 to 1272 code for a protein of 423 amino acids.
AUGAAGCAAGUCCGAAGUCAGAUCGAAAAGAACCGGUCUGGAUUUGUUACCCUGAAAGCCGAAAAUGACGAAGACAUGUGGCAUGCCUACAACCUAGUUACAGUGGGCGACGAAGUUAGGUCAAUGGCCGUCAGGAAAGUUAUAGUCGAAACUAACUCAGCAACUGGGUCCAAGGAUUCGCAUCGGGUCAAGCUGAAUUUAACGAUCGAAGUCAAGAAAGUGAGCUAUUCGGGGGUAGAGAUGCCGAGCGAGUCGAGCGACAACGGGCUUUCGAUUGCAGGUCAACCAAGCAGCUCCUCAUCGGGCGGCGCCUCCUUACACAUUUCUGGGCAAAUCUCUAAGCAAAACGAGCACGUCAAGAUGGGUGCCUUCCAUACACUGGACCUCGAGCCCGAGAGAGAAUUCACGAUCAUCAAGGGGCCCGACGGAUGGGAUUCGGUCAACGUCCAAAGACUAGCCGACGCAACCGAUGCCUCUAAAUCUGCUGAAGUUGGAGCGAUUCUCGCCGACGAUACCGGCCGGGCGACGAUCUGUUUGAUCGGAACUCAUACCACUCUCAUCAAACAACGCAUCGAGGUCCCUCUCUCAAAGAACAAGAAACCUGGACAAGCUACAGAUAAAACGCUCGAUAAAUACUAUAAGCAGAUAUAUGAUUCAAUCAUCAAACACUUCAAUUUCUCUCUGCUGCGGAUGGUCAUCAUCGCUAGCCCGGGCAAUACCAAAGAUACAGUGUUUGAAUCAAUCUUCUCACAAGCAGUGAAAGCCAACAACAAGCCAAUGAUUACCUCGAAAUCUAAAUUUCAAAGGAUCUACACCCCAACGAUCCAUCUCCAAUCUUUAAACCAGAUAUUGAGCACUCCAGAGAUUUUGAAUCAGCUAAAGGACACCAAGUAUUCGAAGGAAAUCCAAGCUUUAAAUAAGUUUCAGAAGAUGUUGGAGGAAGAUGUCCAGCGAGCUUUGUAUGGGGAAUUACAUGUCGAUCGGGCUGCCGAAAGGGCUGCCAUCGGUACGCUGUUGAUCUCAGAUUCCUUAUUCAGGAAUCCAGAACCGGAAAAGCGGAAAAAGUUCAUUAAGUUGACUGAAAGCGUUCAGCAAUUCGGCGGCGAAGUUUUGGUUUUUUCUAGCAUGCAUUCGACUGGUACAAGACUGAAUGAAUUGACAGGAGUCGCAGCAAUUUUGACGUAUCCUUUAGAUAUGGAACUCAUUGAUCAGGAAGAAAACGAGGUUCGAGUUGAAAGCAACUUUUCCUCUCCUCCAUUUGUUUUCGCAUAG